Molecule: messenger RNA, 1371 nt
Organism: Salvia hispanica
Lineage: Eukaryota; Viridiplantae; Streptophyta; Magnoliopsida; Lamiales; Lamiaceae
Source: RefSeq, a predicted model, not a curated record
AUGCAGAAAAAUCCGGCGUCACGCACAACCCGCGGGAAGAACCCGCCGAAAGGAAAGACCACAAAGAAGGUGACGGAGGCGACGAGUUCGACUCCCACGGCCGAGAAAACACCCACGCCGCCACCAGAAGAAAACCCCACUCCGCCGGAAGUUCCACCGCAGCCCAUACCGACCGAAGUGCAACCAAAGCAAAACAUCGGACAAGACAACCCCGCCGAGGCGAAAUCCGACGAAGCGGAACCGGAUCCCGAGGAAAUCAUACAAGAAUUCAUGAGGAAGUACGGGAAAGGGCCGAAGGCGAGCAAAUUCUUCGCACAAAUGUCGGAGGCAUGCCGGAAACAAGAAGAGGUAAUUCCUGCCCUAACCCCACUUACAAUUCCACCAAGACCCCAAACAUUAAUCGAAACACCCACUGCACAAGCCUUACCCACACACCCCGAAAACCCCCAAAUUUUACCCGAAACCCUAACUCAAGAGACGAACCCCCCACACACUAUUCCUCAAACAGAAACUGAGCCCCAUGCCGAACCCUCUGUAAAUAUAGAAGAAACUGAUGCUGAGGAGGGUGAUAGGAUGGAUACGGAGGAAUUAGAGAGAGAGGAGGGAGGGGGUAGUCUAGGUGAGCAAGAAGAAACACCGGAUGUAGAGGCCGCUGGGUCAGGGGACGAAAGAGGAAAAGAGGAGGGUGAAGAUGGUGGGGAGAGUGAUAAAACAGAGGAAGUGGGUCAAGAAGAAACAGGGGAGGUGGAAGAGAGUGAGGAACAGGGUGUUGAGGAGACUGAGGAUGAUGAAAAGGGUAAUGAGGGUAGCGUAGGUGAAGAAGGUGAGGCAGUUGUUGACAAGGAGGCUGAGAAGGAAGGUGAGAGUGUUGAUGAGGAAGUUGCUGAGAAGGAGACAGAGGAGGAAGAGAAUGCUAAAGGAGAGGAUGUUGAGAAGGAGGAAGAAAGAGACGGCGAUGAGCAAGAUGCCGAGAAAGUUUGUGAAGAGAUCGAGACUGACAUCGUCGUGGUGGACGAUACGACUACUGAUGACCAAGUAACUCCGACGGACGAGAGGAUGACGAGGAGGCAAUCCCGUCUGAAUAGAAAGCAAGUGGAUGAGGCAGAGGCAGGCAGGUCCAAGCGCCUGAGGCUGGAAGAUAUAGAGGAGACUGGGGAUGAUAUCCCCCUGGUCCAAGAAACUUUACCAGCCGAGGAGGAGAUCUCUCCGGAGGCCCUGGAGACGAGAUAUGAGGCGGAAAGAAAGAGGAAGGGUAAGCAUGCUGCUAAGCCCCAACAGAAGAAAUCUCGCCCCGCGAACACCACUGUGGUGAUUAGCGAAGAGGCGAUCCGUGUGCCGUUUGCCCAUCCAAAUGAAGAAGAAGGAGGCUGA